This is a messenger RNA of Daldinia childiae, 711 nucleotides long. Its product is annotated as DNA-directed RNA polymerases I, II, and III subunit RPABC1. Gene Ontology annotation, biological process: DNA-templated transcription. Gene Ontology annotation, molecular function: DNA-directed RNA polymerase activity; DNA binding. NCBI's taxonomy places the organism in Eukaryota, Fungi, Ascomycota, Sordariomycetes, Xylariales, Hypoxylaceae. The coding region runs from base 1 to 711 and encodes 236 amino acids. The transcript has 3 exons. The record is from RefSeq and is a predicted model, not a curated record. Gene Ontology annotation, cellular component: RNA polymerase III complex; RNA polymerase I complex; RNA polymerase II, core complex.
AUGUCGGAUCAGGAAAACUCCCCUAACAAUGAAGUAAACGAGAAGACCGCGGUGAAGACGUGGCGAGCAUGGAGAACCGUUCAUGAGAUGGUCCAAGACCGAGGAUACGAACUCUCCGAGACAGAAGUCAACAUCUCGCUAGAGUCGUUCAAGAACGUCUACUGCAACAUGGACGGCUCUAUCGUACGUUCGAAGCUCAAAUUCUCGGCGCGACCGAGCCCAGAGAUGAUGAAGAAACUAGCCUCUCCUACCACGCCGUCAAACUCGGAACCGAAAACAGAAGUUGGCACGAUAUGGGUAGAGUUCCACGACGAGGAUUCGCUAGGAGCGGAGCACAUGCGCAAGUUCGGCAAGUUCUGCGCGCAGGAGAACCACAGCACGGGAAUCCUAGUAUCGCAUGUGGCCGUGUCGGCUUCGGCUAAGAAGGAGAUUGCCAAGUUCGCCCAGUGGACCUCCAUUGAGUGGUUCCUCGAGGAGGACCUUCUCAUCAAUAUCACUCACCACGAGCUCGUGCCUCGUCACGUCCUUCUCAGUAGAGAAGAGAAGGUCGCUCUGCUCAAGCGCUAUCGUCUCAAGGAGACACAGCUCCCCCGUAUCCUGCAGAAGGACCCUGUCGCUAAGUACUUCGGCAUGAAGCGCGGCCAAGUCGUCAAGAUCAUCCGCACCAGCGAGACGGCUGGUCGUUACGCAAGUUACAGACUGUGCGUAUAA